AUGUCAUCAGAAACACAGCCAACACCGGCCGACGACACCGCUGCUCUCGUCACUGUUCAGGGCGUUGAAGGGGAAGCACUCCCAACCACCACCAGCACCAGCACCAACGCCACUAUGAACACGACUCAUACGACUACUACUGCUGCUGCUGCUGCGGCGGAAAUGACUAUUAUCCCAGCUGUUAGUACCGGAACAACAACAACAACAACAACAAAGGCAACAACAGAAGCCACAAUUCCUCCUCCUAGUACGACUGGUACCGGCCCUACGACCGAACAGGAGGUUGCUACUGCUACGGUUGUUGGCGCAGCUCACAGUACGGGCGAUAAUGUAGGAGAACCGGUUUCUGCAUUAUCCACUGCCCAGAUUGCUCUGGCUUUGGAGCAGGUGCCGAAAAAGUCCGAUGCAUGUGCUGAGGACAUGAGCGGGGCCCAUGAGUUGGCCAGUAAGGCAACUUUAAACGAGAGGGUUAUGGAUGGAGCAACGCCCAAGGUACCAUCUGCGGAGCAGAAGCUCGAUACCAAGUCGAAGUCGUCCUCUUUGACUGGGAAGAACAGAAGGAAAAAGUCACCCCCUGGUGCCCAGAAAUCUAAUUACAGGCAGCCAAACACCCCCGCCAUGGCGGAGAUGAGAGGGAGCAGCACAAGGACGCCAUUGCAUCAACCAUUACAGCCGCCACCUAUGUAUCAGGCGCCAAUUGUGGUGUCGUCACUGAUGCCAUCGGCACUGCCUCCCCCUCCGCCACCACCGCCCCAGGGAGCAUUUUAUCUCGCACCACAUGGUAUGCCACCACCACCACCACCACCACCACCGCCACCCCCUAUCAUUUCAUCUUUUUUUUCAGGACUUGGAGCACUUCAAUCCACAUCGCCACCACCACCGCCACCGCCGUCAUUCAUGCCAGCUCAGUGUGGACGAAUACCGUUCGGUACUCCAGUGGGAAUUCCCAUGCAAGCAAUGCUGAUGACAAAAGGUCCUGAUCCGGCCUUGCUAUCCACAUUGUUUACCAACGGCACAAUUCCGCCACCGCCGCCGCCGCCACCAUCACCACCACCACCACCACCACCACCGCCUUCAUCCUUUGCGGCUUCAUUGGUGGCAUCCUUGCAACAACAGAAACAACAGUAUCAGCCUCAACAGCAAAAUCAGUCGGGAAGGCCUCUACCGAUGCCAAAAAAUACGCGAGUAAGUGUCGGUAAUGCCACUUUAGCAGCUUUGGUAUCAAAGGAGCCGCCAAAGUUUUCAUGUGUGUUGCUUUCCGGCGUUCCUGCCGUUGGGAAGACUAAAAUGGGACGAGAACUAGUCAAUGAACUCAGGAGGGAUGGCCUUGGGUGGAUCUUCUUUUCUGGUGCCGAUUUUCUUGCAGGGACAACAGCAAAACGACCUGUAUGGGAGACUACAAAGGAGAUUUUCGAUGCUCUGCAGAAACGUCUGGACGAACUUCUUGAGCAACAGCGUAAAGAACGCAAUGUUAAGGGACUUGUUAUUGACAAAAAUGUGAAGGGUAUUGAGGAUGUGUACUACCUUGCCUCACUGCUGAAGGCGAAGCAGAUUCCAUUUGUUGGCAUUGUGGGAAUGGAGGUGAACGACGACGGUGUGCUUUUGAAGCGUAUGAAUGGUGGUGAAGAAAUGCGGGAAAAAAUUAAGUACCAUCGUGUUAUCCAUGCUAGAGUUCGUGCUCUUGCAAAGGCUGCAGGAAUGUACCGCGGGAUUGACGCAGCGAAAUCGAAGGAGGAGGUUUUAAAUGCAUUGUGCACAAUGGUACUUGGUUGCUGUGCACAGCCCCCACAGCGUGGGAUACGGACAGACCUGUAUGUUAGCUCGGCGGCGGCGACAAUGGUGGACGAUCAUGUGGAGUACUGUGAUGUUGUCACACGCCUUCUUGAGCUUGUAAAACCUCCAAAGGGAGUUGUACAUUAUCCUGGCACGACGGAUUAUACCCCUUUUUCAACCCGGGAGAUGUCUGACAAGAAUCGAGUCUCCGCGAUCAAGGCCUACUACGGUGUGCGGCGUCUGAACGAUGGCACUCGUCACAUGCUGAUGUAUCACGAUGCAAAAUUAUACCUCAUCCCCACACACCUCAAAGCCGUGUUGCGGAUACCCGAGAAGGCGUGGCUGGGGACGAAGCUUGACUCCAUUGGGUGCUUUGUGCUGGAGGGCGACUUGGUGCGGCUUCCAAAGGAGCGUAAUUGUGAGAAAUUUCUUGUUUUUGAUGUCUUCUUCUGGAGUAACGCGGGGAAGCCGGAGGAGAAUAAAGUGGGGCCGAUGAAUUGGGCCGAUCGUCAGGCAUUCCUCGCCACACACAUGUGCGCGGAGAGUAAGGCAUUCUUCUCCACGGGAUCCGAGUGUGUCGUGGUCCAUCAGGCGACAUUGAAGUUGGAGGAAAUUUUUGACCUGUUGAAUUCUGCCGAGAACACAUCAGAGGGCAUUCUUUUUCAGCCCAUCAACCCUGCGCAUGGCUACGACAAAUUGUACGUCUGGCGCCCGCCAUCGAAUAUAACUGUGGAUUUCCGCAUUGGCACAUUACGAAGUUCCAAAACCGACACGUAUUUAUUGGAGAGUGAUGCAAAGGAGGCAGCGACGGCAACAAAGGCAGCGCCGGUGGAGGAGGCUGCGGCAACAAAUGAUGUUGACAACAGCUCUUUUUCCCACACCGCGCAGCAGUCAAAUUUGCAGCCGCUACCAGCUGAUUUGAAUCAGGCGGCGAGCACACUUUCAGCAUCUCAAUGCACGAGCAGUACGGUUGGGGCCGGUCGAGGUGCCCAUUCCGAGGGCCACAUCACGCGCACGUUUGAGCUGGAGGUGUAUGAUAAGUACGAGAAGGAAUACACACAGUUCGAGGACUGUACAGUUGAGGUGAAACACUCGGAUGUGGUGGAAGGUUGUAUCUGCACCUGCGUCCUUUCUGAUGAGAAGGAGUGCACUUGGAAAUUUCAGCGGAUCCGCUACGAUGUGCUUCGUCCUGCAUAUAAGCGGGAUGUGACGUUCUUGCUCGAGCAUUGUAUUAUCCCCAAAGCGAAGUUACUGCAAUGGCUGACUCACGAGAAGAUCGUUCCCCCGACGACGAAUGAAACGUCGGCAAUGCGGUCCCUGGCGACACUGCUUCCAUCACCGGGAUCGACUCCGUCAAAGUCCCCGACGCUUCAUUCAGCGUCGUUGCCCACGUACGCCACUGCUCUCAUGAUGCAGCAAAGUAAUGCCCAAUCGCAUGCGCCAAUGCGGAUGUCAGCACCUUCGGCAGAUAGUGUUUCGUAUCAGGAGUUGUUGGUGCCAGGUUCCCUCACACGAGGCUCACAAUUGCAUGGGGUUUCUUCGCAACCGCACUCCAAAGUUCUCUCGAAUGUGCACAGCUCGCUGCAUGCAUUGGCGGAGUCCAAGAUGGAGAAACCGAAACACGGCAAUACGGCCCCUGACUCAAGUGCUCUCUCACCACUGCAGCUGUUAACGACGAUGGUCUCAUCGGUGCAUAUUGUGCGCACGGAGGAUCUCGAGGAGAAACACAAAAACGUCUCAACUGCGAAUCCGCGCAGAAACCACAACCAGCAGGAUCAAAGACAUCCUCCGACGCGUGAUCGCGAUCGUCGAGAGCCAAAUACUGCCAAUGAGAGGGACGGAAACGAUAAACGAGGCAACAACCGGGCGUCACGCCAAGAAAAAACACAUGGCGGCAAAAAAUUGAUGCCCGUUCCAGAUGCAUGCACUCAGUGCCUGAAGAAGAAACAAGCGGAGGAUCUCCGCCUUGACAGGGAGGACAAUAAAUAUUACUGCUACAGUUGUUGGGCCAAACUGGGCUGGGAGUUCUGUCGUGAAUGCGGGGAAUUUAAUAAGGGCUACCGGGAGCGCACCCGUCGCCGCACAGGUGAGUUCUACUGCAUCAAUUGCCGGUCCAACUUCAACAAGGGGAAGGAGGAGGAAGAAGAAGAAGCAAAGAACAAGGAUGACCAAGCUACCACGAGUCGUAAUGAGCAAAAGAAGCAGAAACAGCAGAAGCAGAAGCAGUCGGGAAGGAACAGUGCAGCCACAGAGGAUACGGUCGAGAAGACGACGAAAAAAGGAGCUACCGAGCGCAAGGGCACGAAGAAUUCACAACGCGAUGGAGUGAAACUGAACACUGCCUCUGCAGAGGGGGAGGAGGAUAAUGUGAACGCGAAUUCACUAAACAACGUCAAGCAUUUGGAUGCCGAAAAUGUGAGCCAAGCCAAGAAGAAGAAAAAGAAAAAAAGUAAAAAGAAAUCCGCGGGAGCAGGGACCUUGUGUGAAGUGAGUGAAAGGGAGACUGAGUGUGCAUUGCAGUGUACACAGGAGCCUGCCAGCUCUAAAAAAGUGGAUGUGGCUGCGGAGUGA
Trypanosoma cruzi is the source of this 4344-nucleotide messenger RNA. RefSeq lists its product as uncharacterized. The transcript has a single exon. The record is from RefSeq and is a predicted model, not a curated record. The coding region runs from base 1 to 4344 and encodes 1447 amino acids. NCBI's taxonomy places the organism in Eukaryota, Euglenozoa, Kinetoplastea, Trypanosomatida, Trypanosomatidae.